UGUAUCACUAUAAUUAUUUACUAUAUUGUCGUCUUGUCGUCUACUUUAAAGAAAGAUCGAAAUUUAAGCUACGAUGAGACUUGUUAUGAUAUUAGAUUUUCUAGUGAUUUGGACUUACGCUUUAACUCAAAGAGAAUUAAAAACUGACAUGAAAUGCGAACCGUAUAGGGCUUACAUUAUCUGGGAUAUGUACAGAGAUGAGGGUUCAUUUUAUGAUCAAAGAACAACUAUAUCAAAACUUAUAAAUGCAUCGUCACAGGGCUCAGUUAUACGUUUGUCUGUGGUUGGCGCAACAUUAAAUCGUACCUAUAAUUUUAUAAAGGAUAAUUCAAAUUCCAGCUGGGCGGAAUUGAUAGUUCGGAUUAGACCGGGAAACAUAAGGCACAAAAUCCCAUACACACUUCUAAGGACAGAAGUUUCUGAUACAUUAACUCACAACAAUAGUCUGAGAAUGGCAGAGGAGUUUUUCUUGGUUGUGGAUGGAAAAUCAAAGUUAGAAAAAACGAAGAAGACAAAGAAAAUAAUGAAAGGAAAAAAGGCGUAUAUUGUGUUCGCAGGAAACAGAGAGCUACCGGAUGUUUGGGCCAGGGUUGCUACUGACAAAGAACAUGUACUAGAAAACAUUGGACAAACUGACCUGGGGACAUUUUUGAGCAGAGUUUGUAAAGAUUCGAAACUGUAUUGUGAUACGAAUAAGUACUGGCGAGACAGCAGCACGUGUUAUAGAUGUUCGUUUAUAUGUACUCAGACACCCUCUGAAUAUUGUCAGGUGGCAUGUCCUUAUUUUGAACGGCUGAAUCGAUGUACUGACAUUCCAAAUAUGGCAACUGAUAGUAACAGUGGUCUCGUACGUUUAUCUCACAUCGAGAUUGGUUUCUAUAUCACUGUGACAGUUUUACUAAUUCUUAUUAUUAUUUUGAUCAUAUGUCUUGAUCUGAAGAUUCGUCAGAUUCGUAAAGAUUCUGGAAAAAAUCAACAUAAAAAGAUGAUGCCGACGGAACAGUGA
This is a messenger RNA of Mercenaria mercenaria, 1006 nucleotides long. RefSeq lists its product as uncharacterized. NCBI's taxonomy places the organism in Eukaryota, Metazoa, Mollusca, Bivalvia, Venerida, Veneridae. The record is from RefSeq and is a predicted model, not a curated record. The coding region runs from base 74 to 1006 and encodes 310 amino acids. The transcript has 4 exons.